Molecule: messenger RNA, 3387 nt
Organism: Anopheles marshallii
Lineage: Eukaryota; Metazoa; Arthropoda; Insecta; Diptera; Culicidae
Product: anoctamin-4
Exons: 7
Coding region: 1-3387 (1128 amino acids)
Biological process (GO): chloride transmembrane transport
Cellular component (GO): plasma membrane
Molecular function (GO): protein dimerization activity; chloride channel activity
Source: RefSeq, a predicted model, not a curated record
AUGUAUCGGCGAGUGAGCUACCAGGAUAGUGACGAACCGGACGAACCCAGCGAAUACCGCCACCGGGACGAGUGCUACGAUGUGCUGUACGAUCUGAGCGACUUUCGUGAUGUGAUAGAGCCCAACGGCACGUGGAAUCGUACCUCCGCCUCCCCCACCUCCUCCUACCUUGCCGUGCACGAACGUUUGCGACAGCCAUCCCUCGGUGCCCGGUACGGGGACGACUACGGUGACGGGGACGACAGUACGGACGUGCAGGACGGGAUGGACGAACGGGACAGCAUCUAUCUGGAUGCGGUGUCCGUGUACUCCGAUGCGACGAAUCGCAAAUCGUUACACCUUUCCCGCCAGACGGUGUACCAUUCGGCGGAGGAUGUCCGGUUCGGGUCGGUAGACUCCGGCAGCGGUUCCGGUGGGGAGCGUCGGAUUGGCAGCGGUGGCGAGGAUGGUGCCGCACUACGGAUGACCACCGAGGCGCUGCUGCAGGAUUCGCGUGCCAACGGUGGGUUGGCCAAUCUGCCGUACGUACCCCGGCCCGGUGCAAACAACGGCGCGAAGGGUUUCAUCAGCGGUAUCCUAAAGCCGACCGUCCUCAGCACCGAGUACAACGAAAAGGUGCCUAGCGCUAGUACUAGUUACUCUAGCUACCUCCCUUAUCGUAAUGAUUAUCAACACGGUUCUGAGCAUGACAGUACCAAACAGAUAGUUACCUAUACGCUGUGGAAGUCUAGGACAUGGAAGUACUUCCAGGAUCAGCGACGCAUCGUCGACUACGUGCUCGCCUUCAAUGGUGAGGAUGAAGAUGUCGAAGCGAAACAGAAGCGCACCAUCUACCAGCGGAACCUAGAAAAUGAAGGGCUACAGAUUGAGAUGGAAAACUGCCAACGGAUCCAUUUCGUCAAGAUACACGUGCCGGAGAACGUGCUGUCCCACUACUGCGAGAUCAUGAAGAUGCAGAUGCCGAUGAAGAAGCUGGACAAUCAGGACAAGAUCAUAAUGCGCGAUUUCAGCAUCCAGAGCACGCUGGUGCGGUUGUUCCGGCGGCCGAUCUUCAACUUUGUCAUUAUCGACCGGCAAAAGUUCGCACCGCCGGAGUAUCGGUUGAUGUACGAGUAUUCGCGCGAAAAGCCAUACCUGUUCAACGACAAGGAGCCAAACUUCUUCACGCCGAGCAUACGGAUUGCGGUGGCCCACUUCAUACUGGAGCGCACGUACUUCAGCGAGGCGGUGGAGGAGAAGAAAGACAUCGGCAUCCGGCGGCUGAUGGAGGACCAGGUGUAUCUGGAUGCGUACCCGCUGCACGACGGGUGUACGGAUCUGAAGUCGAGCUGCCAGCGUGCACUGCUGCUGGAAGAGUGGGCAUCGAUCAGCAAAUGGAUCAAACAUCAGCCGCUCGACCACAUCAAGGAGUACUUCGGUGUGAAGAUAGCGAUGUACUUUGCGUGGCUCGGGUUCUACACGCACAUGCUGAUACCCGCAUCGGUUGUUGGGUUGAUAUGCUUCUUCUACGGUCUGCUUACGUACCCGGCCAAUCGCAUCAGCCAGGAGAUCUGUGGCGACAAUUCGACCAUCAUGUGCCCGCAGUGCGACAAGUACUGUGACUACUGGUACCUGAAUACGACCUGCACCAUCUCCAAGCUGGCGCACAUCUUCGACAAUGAGAUGACGAUCGUGUUUUCUAUAUUUAUGUCCGUUUGGGCAACGCUUUACCUUGAGAUGUGGAAACGAUACUCGUCCAAGAUACAGCAUCGUUGGGGUAUUACUGAAUAUUGCUCGCUGGCAGAGCCACCGCGACCUCAAUAUCUUUCCCGGUUGAAGAAUAUUAAGAAGAUGAUGUUUAACAUUGCCACCGGUGCGCAGGAACCGUCGCCACCGUUUUGGACUAAGAAGUUCCCUAGCUUCGUUUACAGUUACUCUGUGAUUUUCCUAUUUAUUUUACUUACUAUAGCUGCUGUCUUCGGUAUCGUAGUUUACCGCAUGUCAUUGAUGACCUCGAAAAAUAUAUACGGCGACGGUGGAUCGGUGUCGGGGAAGCUGAUCAUCUUCCCAGCCACGACGGCCGCCAUUAAUCUGCUCGCGUCAACCGCACUCACCUACGCCUAUCAGUACGUAGCGGAGUACAUGACGAACGUGGAGUAUCGGCGCACGCAAACCGAGUACAACGAAAGCCUCAACCUAAAGAUCUACCUGUUUGAGUUCGUGAAUUACUACAGCUCGAUCUUCUACAUCGCGUUCAUGAAGGGAAAGUUCCCGGGAUAUCCGGCGAAGUACAACCGGAUACUGGGACUCCGCCAGGAGGAGUGUAGCCCGGGCGGUUGCCUGAUGGAGCUCUGCAUCCAGCUCGCCAUCAUUAUGGUCGGCAAACAGGCGAUCGGUGCAAUUACGGAAAUAUUGAUACCGUUUCUGGUGCAGAAGUUUAAAGAGUUCCGCAGCGUGCUCGGUAUCGAAGCGGGCAAUAGUGAGAAUGGCGAACGGUUGAUCUGCUGCAACCAGUGGACGAAAGAUUUUAAUCUCAUCAACUGGCAUGAUCGCAGCCUGUUCAACGAGUACUUGAAAAUGGUUAUACAGUACGGUUUUAUCACGAUAUUUGUUGUCGCAUUCCCGUUGGCUCCAUUCUUUGCCCUGCUGAACAAUGUGUUUGAAACACGGCUGGAUGCUAAAAAGUUCCUGCUCUACUACAAACGGGCCGUACCGCAGCGGGUGCGCGAUCUUGGCAUCUGGUACAACAUUAUGCACGUGGUUGGAAAGGUUGCCGUCAUAUCGAGUGCCUUUAUCAUAGCAUUUUCCUCCAACUUCAUCCCACGGCUAAUGUACAUGAAUGUCGUCAAUACGGAUACGGGUACGGAUGAGGGUUUCGUCAACCACACGCUCGCCUCCUUUAACGUGUCGCACUUUGAAGCGAACGCAGCACCGGAAAAUAGCUCCUUCUCGAAUAUAACCAUUUGCCGAUAUUCGGAGUAUCGAAACCCACCGGAGGAUCAGUAUCCGUACAAGCGACCAGGCAUCUACUGGCAUAUUCUAGCGAUUCGGCUUACGUUCGUUGUCAUUUAUCAGAAUUUGGUGAGCUUCGUGCAGAUCGUUGUUGCGUGGGCGAUACCCGACGUACCGACCCGGCUGCAGGAUCAGAUCAAGCGAGAGCAGUACCUCACGAACGAGUACAUCAUUGAGCAGGAAAAGCUAAAGAUGGCACUGUCCGGCAAUGGUACGGGUGGCAGCGGUACCGGUGCGUACACCCAGAACGGUUAUCUCGCAUCGGAGGAUAGCAGCCCGGAUGAUGAAAAGCUAAACUACGGCUCGAUCGCGGACGACAAUGAGUACCCGUUGCGAAUGCAGACCGAUGACUGCGAACCGUACGAAACGUACGGUAUAGUGACGUCGCGCGUGUAG